AUGACAGUGGGCCAUACUUAUUAUACACCUUCAAAGAAGACGUUUUCUCUUUCUCGAGAAGGAGAGCAUCAGCUGCAAAGGAGACGUUUUCCUGAAAAAAAGAAAAGCAUUGACGUCUUUCGCACUUAUAUACAUAAUCUCAAUAACCCAUCUACCGGAAGUUCGUUUACUUCAGGGUUACGGCCGACCUCACCCGCGCCUGAUGUUCAAGAGGCUCAGGGAGACAAAAUGGAUAAACCCAUCGCUCAAAAUUCUCACGGAGAUCCUCCAAAGCCUUCACGGGAUCGCCUUGGCGAUUCCCUAAGAGGAUAUAUCAACAAGGUGAACUCACUUGACGAUUCUUCUUUGAAAUUUGAGUGCUCUUCUUCCAAUAAUGCGGGGUAUGCCAAUUCUGCUUUUUUGCAGGAAGAGAGGCAUUUUAUACACGCACUUCGUCAUCAAACCACACAUCGCAUACGGCAAGAGCAGCACGCCCACCUCUUCUCCGCCUUUGUACGCGCGCAUGAGGUGAUCAAAGAAAUCGAAAAAGAUCUCCGCCAGAUUGGUGGGUGCAAAAUGACUGGUUUUAAAAAUAAUGAAGGCGAAAAGACUGCUAUUACGUCGGAUUAUUCCGUCGAGGCGCGUGUUUUUCAGCUGGUAGGGCGGACGCAGCGUGCGCUGAGAGGGCUUACCACCAUUCAUUACACCGCUGCCGCCACCUUACCGUUAAACGAUGGGCGGGUUUCCUCGCUUUUUUCCAGGGAACAAAACAGCCGAGAGCGAGUUCGACUUCUUUUGAGCUUUGUGAAAACUGCCACCGAUAUUUUGCAUCAUAUUCGCGCCUUACCGCGCCGGACGAGCUAUUUUAUUUCCCCUGCUCAGGCGGAAACGUACUUUCGCACCAGCGGCGUCUGCCAUGCCUCGAGCGAGGCGAUCAAAGCACUUUUCGCGACCGGGGAUUCUUUACUGUCGAUGGAAAAUGCCGUCCUGCGGCUUUUUCACCUCGCGCUUUUUCUCCCGGUGGAGAUGUCGCCCAUUUUAACCAUUCAAACGCGGGAAAUCCCCGAGAGCGACGGGGGAGCUCUUCUGCCUGCUCAAAUGCGCACGGAGGAGUGGUGCGUGCGCGUGCUUCUUUCGCACCCCUCCCCAUCCCCCCUUUAUCAUCACAAUGUGAAGAAACCAAACCCAAUGGGGAAUAGGAAGGAAUGGGCGAGGGGGAAAGCGCCCAACGCGAAGGGUCUUUUCCCCUCGCAGCGCAUUUCCGUUGUCCGGGCGUGCAUGAUGGCGACAAACACUUCAUCACCCUCGUCGGGGGCGUGGGCGGGCGGGAUGGGGGGGGAUCGCGGCGCCUUGCGCGUCCCCUACGGCCUCGGAAAGGCCUACGCCGAAGCGCUCAUUCGGGACUUCGCCCGGAAUCAGGGCCCUCCCGACGCGAGUACGGCUGUCGGGGAUGAAGUUCCACAAAAAGACCUCCCCUGGGAGCUCCACGUGCAGGAUAUGGCGACGUUGUGUGCGGCGAUUAUUUAUUUUGAGGUCCACACGCGUGAGGCGGUGAAGCUGCUCGUGCGCGGGGCUCCUUUUUGCAUGCAGGAGGUGGACUUGCUUAAUGGGCGCGAGAUCAGCUCUUUGAUGCUCGCCUACGCGAUGCUGCGGUAUGAUGGGAACGUUCAGGGCUCUUCCGAGGCGCCUAUGGCGGACGCAUCGAAUCCUUCGCAAGAUGAGACCCUCAAUAAGAAACAUAAGGAGGGAAAGAACUUUUAUCUCGAGCUCGGGACGCGUGCGGGGAGGAUUGCGGAUUCGCUGAGCGAGGCCGAUGUUGAGCGGAUUUUGCGUGCGCUCGAGCUAAUCGGUAUUCCGCAUAAGGAUCUUCGGGCCUCGUUGGAGUCUAGCCUGCGUAUGCGUUCCUUGAAUCGUAAAGUAUGUUUUAAUAUAGGAUAA
Phytomonas sp. Hart1 is the source of this 1917-nucleotide messenger RNA. The record is from the annotation of a GenBank genome assembly. NCBI's taxonomy places the organism in Eukaryota, Euglenozoa, Kinetoplastea, Trypanosomatida, Trypanosomatidae.